Lepisosteus oculatus (spotted gar) is the source of this 2696-nucleotide messenger RNA. Its product is annotated as V-set and immunoglobulin domain-containing protein 1. Lineage: Eukaryota; Metazoa; Chordata; Actinopteri; Semionotiformes; Lepisosteidae. The record is from RefSeq and is a predicted model, not a curated record. Gene Ontology annotation, biological process: maintenance of gastrointestinal epithelium; epithelial cell morphogenesis. Gene Ontology annotation, cellular component: plasma membrane.
UAUUACAGUUAAACUCAACUGGGAGCUCAGCGAGACACAAGCAGAAAAGAAAAGGGGUGACAGCAGACAAAUCCAAUUUAAAAAUGUCACUUUCAACUCUACAUUUUGCUAUCCUGUUCAGCUUACUAGGAGGUACUCAUUUAGUCAUCGUCACAAUUCCAGAAAAAAAUAUAAAUGUAACUGACGGCCAGUCUGUGACUCUCCUGUGCACUUUCACCACUACAGCAUCUGAGACAAACUUGAAUAUUCAAUGGAGUUUUAUUUCAUCAAAGUCUAUGACCCCUGUCCAGAUCUAUUACUAUGAAGCCGCCCAGACUUUCAUUUCUAAGCAAUUUCAAGGAAGACUUGGUAGAGUGGCUGGACAGAACAACGCUUCAAUAACCAUCAACAAUACACAGCCUUCAGACUCUGGAAUGUAUACCUGUGAAGUCAACAACAUGCCUGACUUUCAGGGGCACAACCAAGGGAACAUCUUUUUGUCUGUUUUAGUCAAACCUUCAACCCCUUUUUGCUCUGUCCAUGGGACAGUGGAGUCAGGUCACCUUGUAACACUGACAUGUCACUCUGAACACGGUACACCUCCUCCAGCCUACACCUGGAACAAAGUGGAUAAAGAGACCAAUAGAAACGUACUUGGGACAAUGAACAUCCAGACUGGAGUGAUGAAAAUUUCCAAUCUGUCUCAGUUUGAGUUUGGACAGUACCAGUGCAAUGCCUCCAACAUCUUGGGGUCUGCAGUUUGCGUCGUUGAACUAUACGAAGUUCCCCAUGGGGCAGAGGUCGUAGGAGCGGUGAUUGGGGCAGUUUGUGGAGCUGCACUCAUUGGCCUCAUCGUGUGGUACGUGACACAUAAAAUGAGGAGGAGGAAAUACAAAGCUGGCAAAGCAGCUGCUACUGACAUGGAGGUGAAAGCUCCGGUGGAAGAUCCGGUGAAGUACCAAUCCGUCCCCACUGCAGAGAAUGAACCGGUCUCCAAUGCUGCAGAAGUCCCACCAGAGUCCACACCUGGUGAGGACAAACCUGAGCAGGAAGAAGCGUAGGUCACUGUGCUCAUGUAAAGUUGAAAGGUCACCCAUCAAAACUGUCAGUUGCUUCCAACAAGCUUCUAUCAAUCACACCCAAUUUACAACCUCAUGUGACUGCAUAUCAAGAAGAAUGUGUGGUCUCCUUCGUAUCUUGAUUCAAAACAAGGAAGUAAAAUGUAAGACUAUAUUGUAAAACUCAGUGCCACCAUUCAAUUGAGUACAUUGGGUACAUUUAGUACAUUGAGUCAAAUUUAAAAUUCCAAAGUUAACCGAUUACAAAGUUUGCAAGGGAAAAUAUAAACUGAUUAAUCUAAGUGCACAUUAAAUACCAUGGUCCGUUUUUGACUAAAUCAGGAUAGCAGUUAAAAUAUAUCUGGAAGAAUUGAUGGUUUUAAAUCUAGCCCGCUUUUACAGUUGUUUCAAAAUAGUGUUCUUACAAUGUUUAAUUAUUCAUCAGGACAUAAACAUUAAUGUCAACGCAGACCUUAUUAAUUAAAAUGAUUAAUUUAAAUAACAUGUGACAAAGUCUUAUUUUGCAUUUACUAAUCUGGUGUUACAAAUCUACACUAUAUUGCGAUCAAUGUAAUAAAUCACAUGAUUAUCUUCAAGAAAGUGAGAGGCCACUGGGUAAAUCAAGUGUACCCAUUGCACCUUCUUGAGGAUAUUUGUUUUAAUGCACUUUUGGUCUUACUAACUUGCCUAACUUGUGUUUACUCAACUUAAUUUUCAAUAUGGUUUUUCUGUUCAAUGCAAUAGCACUGUAAUACAGUAUGUGACUUUUUGCAUCCCUAUACAGGUCAAAAUAACCUGAAAGGAUGUAUUUUGUGUACUACACUGGAUGUUUCCAUGCAGAAACACCAAAUGCAUUAGUAAAAUCAAAAAACAAAGUAAAGCCAAACAAUGCAGCUCUAUAAAAUAUAAUCCAGUGGUCACUCAUUUUGUUGAUGACUUUUCUCACUUGAUACUGUAUGUACUUGUGUAUGUAUUAAGUCCAUAUCUCUAUAAGGAGGCAUUUUGGAACCCAGUGCAAUGCAAUGAACACUGACUUAAACCUUGAUCAUUUAUUGUAUUUAAAGACAUUUGUACAACUCUUGUGUAUAUGUAUUACAUAACUAAACAUUGUACCGUCUUUGAAUAAAUCAUUUGGUAGUGGUAACCAAUUUAACAGUUUUGCAUUUUUAAGAGUUAUGUGCACGCAAGUCUAUCUACUUUUAGAUUAUCUAGGUAUCUUGAUGGGCUAUUUAUAACAUAAGCAAUUUACAAAUUGAUUAAUUAAUGAGAAAUAAGGAUUAUUUUCACAUGGUAUGUUUUAUAGUGUUUAAUGUUGAGUAAAUUGAUGUUCUAAUAAUGUUUUUUUGCCAACAUUGAUGGCAUAUAAUUUUUACAAUGGAUUAGAGAGGGUGGUCAUUUGAUUGCUUUGAUUUAUUUCUGCUGGAUAUCACCUCGUUAACUUGGAGUGUGCAUUCUUUUUACUUUGUUGAAUGUUAUAGCAAUUCUCACAUUCCUUUUUUUACUAUUUCAAUCAUGCCUGAAAAAUUCUGAAUGUGAUUGUUCCCGAUUAUGUUUUUACCAUUGUUACAGUAUAACAGCUGCCAAAAUAAAAUAAUUAGUUGGCUACAGUUUGUGUAUGUUUGGCUAUAUGUACUGUGUGUUGUUCAACAUAUUUUAAAU